UAUUCAUUAAAGACGGUUAAAAAACUAAUUUAAUAGGAAUACAAUUAAUUUUUUUUUUAAUUCUUACAGGUGGUUAACAAAUUAGUUAAUAUUCGCAUUUAAUAAAUGUGAAUCCAUCUUUAUAAUAUCCACAAACCACUUAACCUAAGAUUUCAGCCCCCCCAUUUUAAAAAACCAUGUCACGGCUAGAACUAAUACAAACAUUCAAAAAGGACACGGGUCGAGUAUGGAAUGUGAGCUGGCACCCGAACGGGGACUCGCUCGCGUCUUGCGGCGAAGACAAGUCGAUCAGAAUCUGGUCAAAGGACGGCUCCAAGUGGAGCAACAAAAUCGUAUUGACGGACGGCCACAAACGGACAAUCAGACAGGUGGUUUGGUCACCGUGCGGCGAUUUUCUGGCGUCCGCCAGCUUCGACGCCACCACCUGCAUAUGGGACAAGAAAUCCGGGGAGUUCGUGUGCAAUGUUACGCUCGAGGGGCACGAAAACGAAGUAAAAAGUGUGGCGUAUUCGUCUGCCGGUAAUCAUUUGGCGACGUGCAGCCGAGACAAGUCCGUGUGGGUUUGGGAAGUCGCCGGUGAGGAUGAAUAUGACUGCGUUGCUGUUUUAAACGGGCAUACGCAAGACGUUAAAAAGAUCGUGUGGCACCCCACUAAAGAAUUGCUGGCGUCGGCGUCGUAUGACAACACCGUUAAAAUGUUCAGAGAUGACACAAUAUUGGGGGAUUGGAUUUGCUGCAACACAUUGUCUGGACAUGAGUCCACUGUGUGGAGUAUAUGUUUUGACAAGACUGGAGGAAGAUUAGCUUCAGCCAGUGAUGAUAAGAUGGUGAAAAUCUGGAAGGAAUAUCCACCAGGCAAUCCUGAAGGAAUACCAACAGAAGACAAUGAACCAGCCUGGAAAUGUGUUUGUACAUUAUCCGGACAUCACACUAGGACUGUAUAUGACAUCAGUUGGUGUCCCAAUACAGGAUUAAUAGCUACUGCAUGUGGAGAUGAUGCCAUAAGGAUAUUUAAAGAAGAUGACAACUGUGAUCCAAAUGCACCAACAUUUAGUUUAAUAAUAACAGUAGAAAAGGCCCACAGUCAAGAUGUGAAUUGUGUUGCUUGGAAUCCAAAAGUUCCUGGAUUGUUGGCUUCAUGUAGUGACGAUGCAGAAAUUAAAUUGUGGAAAGUUGUGGAAUAAUCCUGGUUGAUCCAAGUUUUAAAAUUGUAUAUUUUUACUUGUUUCUAAAUUGUAGAUUAGGUUGUAAAAUUAUAGAACAAUAAAGUUAUGUUAUUAAUUUA
Messenger RNA from Aethina tumida (small hive beetle), 1285 nucleotides. RefSeq names its product probable cytosolic iron-sulfur protein assembly protein Ciao1 (gene Ciao1). The transcript has a single exon. Gene Ontology annotation, cellular component: cytosolic [4Fe-4S] assembly targeting complex. Gene Ontology annotation, biological process: iron-sulfur cluster assembly. The record is from RefSeq and is a predicted model, not a curated record. The coding region runs from base 177 to 1184 and encodes 335 amino acids. Gene Ontology annotation, molecular function: protein binding. Lineage: Eukaryota; Metazoa; Arthropoda; Insecta; Coleoptera; Nitidulidae.